Molecule: messenger RNA, 2191 nt
Organism: Oryctolagus cuniculus (rabbit)
Lineage: Eukaryota; Metazoa; Chordata; Mammalia; Lagomorpha; Leporidae
Gene: STRADB
Product: STE20 related adaptor beta
Biological process (GO): protein export from nucleus; activation of protein kinase activity; protein phosphorylation
Cellular component (GO): serine/threonine protein kinase complex
Molecular function (GO): protein kinase activity; ATP binding; protein serine/threonine kinase activator activity
Source: RefSeq, a predicted model, not a curated record
UGUGCCCCGCGGCCCGCGCUGGGAGCGGGCCUAGCGCGCUCCCCUCGGUCCUCCGCGAGCGGGGCUCGCGAUCCUCCUGUUCCCGCGCCGGUCCCGGCCCCGCGCCGCUGGCAGUCCGAGGAGAGUCGCUGGCCGUGGUCGCCGCUAGGUAGGCUAUUUCUGGAUCCUGAAAGGAAGAUAAAGCAAAAAGUCUUCUUUGGAAUAGAUGGAGUUUUAUCCCUUUCUGUGAACUAAAGCGAUUCAAUGUCUCUUUUGGAUUGUUUCUGCACCUCACGAACACAAGUUGAAUCACUGAGAUCUGAAAAACAGUCUGGAAGCAGCAUCCAUCAGUACCCGGUUGAUGAGCCACCCCUUUGCCGGUUCCCUCCGUCUGCUAGAGCCAGUGAAGGGAUCCAUUCCACCCACGUUUCUCACUAUGAACUCCAAGUGGAAAUAGGGAGAGGCUUUGACAACUUGACCUCUGUCCAUCUGGCCCGGCACACUCCUACAGGAACACUGGUUACCAUAAAAAUUACCAAUCUGGAAAACUGCACCGAAGAGCGCCUGAAAGCCUUACAGAAAGGACUGAUCCUAUCCCACUUUUUCCGACACCCCAAUAUUACAACUUACUGGACAGUUUUCACUGUUGGCAGCUGGCUUUGGGUUAUUUCCCCAUUUAUGGCCUACGGUUCAGCAAGGCACCUCUUGAAGACCUACUUCCCUGAAGGAAUGAGUGAAACUUUAAUAAGAAACAUUCUCUUUGGAGCAGUAAGAGGGUUGAACUAUCUGCACCAAAAUGGCUGUAUUCAUAGGAGUAUUAAAGCCAGUCAUAUCCUCAUUUCUGGUGAUGGCCUGGUGACACUCUCUGGCCUGUCCCACCUGCAUAGUUUGAUUAAGCACGGACAGAGGCAUAGGGCUGUGUUUGAUUUCCCACAGUUCAGCACGUCCGUGCAGCCGUGGCUGAGUCCAGAACUGCUGAGACAGGAUUUGCACGGAUAUAAUGUGAAGUCAGAUAUUUACAGUGUUGGCAUUACAGCAUGUGAAUUAGCCAGUGGCCAGGUACCUUUCCAGGACAUGCACAGGACUCAGAUGCUGUUACAGAAACUGAAAGGUCCUCCUUACAGCCCACUGGAUGUCAGUAUUUUCCCCCAGUCAGACUCCAGAAUGAGAAGUUCACGUUCAGGUGUAGACUCUGGGAUUGGAGAAAGCGUGCUUGUGUCCAGUGGGACGCACACUGUGAACAGUGACCGGCUGCACACACCAGCCUCAAAAACCUUCUCUCCGGCUUUCUUUAGCUUGGUACAGCUCUGUUUGCAACAAGAUCCUGAGAAAAGGCCAUCAGCAAGCAGUUUAUUGUCUCACGUAUUCUUCAAACAGAUGAAAGAAGAAAGCCAGGACUCCAUCCUGUCACUGCUGCCUCCUGCCUCUGCCAAGCCGUCAGCAGCACUGCCUCCAGUGUUACCUUGGACUGAGCCAGAGUGUGCUUUCCCUGAUGAAAAAGACUCGGACUGGGAGUUCUAGGGCUGCCAAAUCACUUCACGUCCGAUAUACUUGACACCCUCUUCUUGCUGCUUUUAUUCUGCAUUGCUAGGUACAAAUGCCAGAAUUAUACUUGAAAACACAGUUGGUGCACUGGAGAAUCUCAUUUCAAACCACUCUGUUCACAGGGGCGUGAGUGUGGAGUUCCCUGGCCUAGCUCAGACUGCUCUCACCACCCCAGGGAAACAUCUGGAUGAUCAAUCUAGCUACAGUCAGUGUCAUCGAUUCUUACAUUUUCUCCCCAAAGCUGUGACUAACUCAUCUUUUCAUCUCUCUCUCGUUUUUGAGCCAGUUGAGUUUUUUGGCAUUUUGCUCUUCUCUUGGGAUUGAGCCCUCCUAGGACAGGACUUCCAAGUACAUCUGAUCUUUCUUUCAGGUUCUCUAGCCUUUUGAACCAGCUAUUGUUAACCAACAGGCUAGUUUAUCCUGGUACCAAAUGCCUCUUUGGUAGACAGGGAAAUGUUUAUACUUUCCCUUUUUUCUAUUAAUACUUAUAUAACAUCAAACUGAGCCUCACUCAAAAUAAAUGAUUCACUUGAACUAUAUACAGAAGUCAUAAUUUGCUUUUUUAAAUAAAGAAAGCGGCUACAUAAGGUAACCCUUUUCUACCUUGUAAAUUUUAGAUCCUAAAUUCACGCACCCUGUGGGAGCUCAAUAAAGAUUGUUGACUUGA